Messenger RNA from Alnus glutinosa, 2245 nucleotides. RefSeq names its product berberine bridge enzyme-like 21. The transcript is spliced from 3 exons. NCBI's taxonomy places the organism in Eukaryota, Viridiplantae, Streptophyta, Magnoliopsida, Fagales, Betulaceae. Gene Ontology annotation, molecular function: FAD binding; oxidoreductase activity. The record is from RefSeq and is a predicted model, not a curated record. The coding region runs from base 1 to 1998 and encodes 665 amino acids.
AUGGUGCCCGGUUCCAGAUCUGGUUCAGGCUUCGGCGGGUCACAGCUAGAGCUUGGUUCCAGAUCUGGUUCAGGCUUCGGCGGGUCACAGCUAGAGCUCGGUUCCAAAAUGCUGUCAGGCAAUCGGAUAAACUUAUAUGUUGUAGUGGGUGCUGCUGAUGGAGGCAAUCUGUUUAAUUUAGUUAUUAUAGUGGUCAGUUGGAAAUACAGAGCACUUUGCGUGAUUGAGGGGGGUCUGCCUUUAUGGGAUGAGACCGGUUUCUUCCUUGCGAAUUCGAAUGUCGUUGUUACUUUAGAUGAAAUAGGUCUGCAUCAGACCAUACGUAGCACAAACUUCUCAAACAUCAAACCAAAAGAGUUUGAUACCGAGGAGAAAAUCACCCUCCUCGAGAAAUCCUUUUUGGUGUCGAUCAUGCUUCCUGUGCUUCUUCUUCUGCUUCUUCAAAUCUCUGCCUCAUGGGCAGGGUCAGAUUCAGUCCAUGAUACCUUUCUCCAAUGCCUAUCAAAGCAAACCAACCAGCAAGAACAAAUCUCUAAACUAGUCUAUGCUCAAGGCAACCCUUCCUACACAUCUGUGCUACGAGCCUACAUCAGAAACGCCCGCUUCAACAACUCCUCUACCCCAAAACCCCUUGUCAUUGUAACCCCAACAAGUGAAUCCCAUGUCCAAGCCGCCGUGAUUUGCGCCAAGAACAUCGGCGUGCAACUCAAAAUCCGAAGCGGCGGCCACGACUACGAAGGCGUCUCUUACAUCUCCGAUGUGCCGUUUAUCAUGCUAGACAUGUCCAAUCUCCGAACCGUCGUUGUCAACAUUCAAGAACAAACUGCUUGGGUUUCAGCGGGUGCCACGCUCGGAGAACUUUAUUAUAGAAUCUGGGAGAAAAGCAAAGUACAUGGCUUUCCGGCUGGGAUUUGCCCCACCGUCGGCGUCGGCGGGCACCUCAGUGGUGGAGGGUAUGGUAACAUGCUGCGUAAACAUGGGCUAUCAGUGGAUCAUGUUAUCGACGCGAAGAUAGUCGAUGCUAAUGGCAAAAUUCUUGACAAGAAUUCAAUGGGAGAAGAUCUUUUUUGGGCCAUUAGAGGAGGAGGAGGAGCAAGCUUUGGGGUAGUAAUUGCAUACAAAAUCGGGUUGGUUCAGGUGCCGGAAACAGUAACAGUUUUCCGAGUUGAAAAGUACUUGGAAGAGAAGGCAACCGACAUUGUUUAUAAGUGGCAGCAUGUUGCUCCCACCACAGAUGAAAACCUUUUCAUGAGGAUGCUCGUUCAACCUGUGAGUUCCAAAGUGAAGAAGGGUGAGAAAACUAUUAGAAUCACAAUUAUGGCAAUGUUUCUUGGAAACGCCAACCAACUAAUUUCAUUACUGAACAAGGACUUUCCCGAAUUGGGUUUGAAGAAGGCAGAUGUCUUGGAAAAGGAUUGGAUGGGAUCUGUUCUUUGGUGGGGCAUUAAGGACAACAACACGACCCCCAACUGGCUGCUCGACCGCCAUCCGGACACGGCGGAUUUCACGAGGAGGAAGUCGGAUUAUGUGCAGACACCAAUUCCCAAAGAUGGGUUGGAAUGGCUGUGGAAGAGGAUGAUUGAGCUCGGGAAAACAGGAUUGGUUUUCAAUCCGUAUGGUGGAAGAAUGAGUCAAAUUCCCGCUUCUGCUACGCCAUUUCCACACCGUGCUGGAAAUCUGUUUAAGGUCCAGUACUCGGUGAAUUGGGAUGAAGCAGGAUACGAGUUAGACAAAAACUACACAACUCAGAUAAGGAAGCUUCACGGUUACAUGACUCCAUUUGUGUCGAAGAACCCAAGAAGUGCAUAUCUGAACUACAGGGAUCUUGAUAUCGGCAUCAAUCACUUUGGCAAGAAUAGCUACGCAGAAGGACAGGUUUAUGGGGCCAAGUACUUCAAUGGCAACUUUGAUAGGCUGGUGAAGGUGAAGACUGCAGUUGAUCCAGGGAAUUUCUUCAGGAGUCAGCAGAGCAUCCCUACUCUUCCAAAGAAGGCAUAGGGAAUGAAUCUGUCAUGAAGAUUGUUGUAUGUUUUUUGUUUGUAUGAAUAAGCUUCAUUUACAGAUCAACAGAUCACAUCUGCUGCAGAAUUUGCAGCAAAGAGUACCCAGAUUGCAGAGUUACUAUAUAUGCAGAUUGUUGUAUUAAUGGUCUUAAUUAUUGGCAUAAUUCUGCUGAAGUGUAUUCGGUUGUUUUGUAAACGCGGCCACCCCAUGGCAGGGGAGGCUCCACUCCCCUAAGCAGCCA